This is a messenger RNA of Condylostylus longicornis, 1303 nucleotides long. It is a transcript of the gene Fer2LCH, whose product is annotated as soma ferritin. The record is from RefSeq and is a predicted model, not a curated record. The coding region runs from base 269 to 970 and encodes 233 amino acids. Gene Ontology annotation, cellular component: cytoplasm. NCBI's taxonomy places the organism in Eukaryota, Metazoa, Arthropoda, Insecta, Diptera, Dolichopodidae. Gene Ontology annotation, molecular function: ferric iron binding; ferrous iron binding. The transcript is spliced from 3 exons. Gene Ontology annotation, biological process: iron ion transport; intracellular iron ion homeostasis.
UUCUCUAAAUCGAUUGAAUUGAGAACUGGAAAAAUAAAAACGGAAUAGUCGAAGUGUAAAUACGAAUUAAAAAUAAGUUUUUUAAAAUUAUCUUUUUAAAUUGAUAAAACAGUUAAAAUAAUAAUUAUAAUUGUGUUGAGAAAUUAAUUGAAUCAGUUUUAAUUUGUCGCCCAAGUAAGAUAGAGUUGAAAAAACGAAAGUUGUAAAUUGGUUUUUCCAAUUAAAUAAAAUACCAAAUCUUUUAAAAGACAAAGCAUAGAUUUUUGAAAUGAGGCUAUUAAUGUGCAUUGCAGUUUUGAUUGCAGCUGUAGCUGCCAAAGAUGAAUGUCGUGAUAAUGUUCAACUAGCAUGUUCCCAAAGUGGUUCCGUGAAAUGUAAUGCAUUGUAUGGUGGUUUCAAGCAUGCAGAAAGAUCUUUGCAAGAAUAUGCUAACAAUCAAUUGGCUGCCUCAUUCGAUUAUAUGAUUUUGGCUAGUCGUUUUAAUUCUUAUCAAAAAAAUCGACCAGGUUUUAACAAAUUAUUACAAGGUUUAUCUGAUAAAGCUUGGGAACGUUCAAUUGAUUUAAUUAAACAUAUUGCAAAACGUGGAGGUGAAAUGAUGUUUGGUUUAGAUGAUUCAAAUGAAAGAGAAGAUAAUUCAAAUUUGGGAAGAAAAGUUUUAGAAGUUGAUGAACUUGAAGCAUUAUCAAUUGCUUUGGAUACAGAAAAAAGAUUAACAGACAAAGCAUUCCAUAUUCAUCGUAGUGUUUCACAUGCUCAUCAUUUAAAACCUGAAGAUGAACAUUACACAACUGGUGAAAUGAAAUACGAUCCUGAAAUAUCACAGUAUAUGGAAGAAGAAUUCUUAGAAUAUCAAACAGACACAAUUCGUAAGUUAUCUGGUUACACAAAUGAUUUGGCCAAAUUAAUGAGUGUAAAAGAGCCAUCCUUAUCAGUUUAUCUUUUCGAUGAAUACUUGGCUAAAGAAUAAAAAAUUUGUUGUCAAUAUAAGAAGCACAUACAACAUAAUAUGUAUAUUUUUUUUUUAAAUAAUUAAAAAAAAAAUUGGGGUAAAUAAUUAUUUAAAAUUCAAAAAGUUAAGAAAAUUAAGUAUUUUUGUACAAUUUAAAUUACAUUUUAUAAUAUCUACCUUGUUUUGUAUCAACUUUUAUAUUUUUUAUUUUACAAAAUGUGUUUGAAAGAGCAAAUGUUUGGUUUGAUUUUUCUUGAAAUUAUGAAAAUUUUUAAUAUUAUAAUUUUGUGAUACUGUAAAAACUAAGAAAUAAAUUUAUUAAUAAAUAAUAAAUAAAUCACAAAAACGAAA